This is a messenger RNA of Gadus morhua (Atlantic cod), 3065 nucleotides long. It is a transcript of the gene avl9, whose product is annotated as AVL9 homolog (S. cerevisiase). Lineage: Eukaryota; Metazoa; Chordata; Actinopteri; Gadiformes; Gadidae. The record is from RefSeq and is a predicted model, not a curated record. The transcript is spliced from 16 exons. Bases 193 to 2292 code for a protein of 699 amino acids. Gene Ontology annotation, cellular component: cytoplasm.
CAGGAUUGAGCGGUCCGUGACGUCAUCCCACGACCGAAGACGGACCUGCGGAAGGGAAAACAAAUCGCUCCGGAGUCGUGUUGUUGAUUUUGUAUGUGUGCGUGUGCGGAGCUCGAAGCAAGGAAAAGUAGUAUCCUUUCUGUACUCUGUUUAGAUCUAUUAUUACAGUGGAGAUCUGCGCAGUAAGCGGCCAUGGAGGCGCAGAGAGGCAGAGAGGACGUCAAGUUGCCCCCCGUGCUGCACAUCGUCGUGGUUGGGUUUCAUCACAAGAAGGGUUGUCAGGUGGAGUUCUCCUACCCCCCCCUGCUGCCGGAUGAGAGCCACGACAGUGGGGGCCUCCCUGAGCAGUGGAGGUACCUGCCGUUCCUCGCCCUGCCAGACGGGGCUCACAACUACCAGGAAGACACGGUGUACUUCCACCUGCCCCCGCUGAGCGCCGAGAUGAAGUGUGUGUACGGAGUGUCCUGCUACCGGCAGAUAGAGGCUAAGGCUCUGAAGGUCCGACUGGCAGACGUUACCAGGGAGACGGUGCAGAAAAGUGUGUGUGUCCUCAGUAGAGUGCCUCUCUACGGCCUUCUACAGGCCAAGCUUCAGCUCAUCACUCACGCCUACUUUGAGGAGAAAGACUUCUCACAGAUCGAUAUUUUAAAGGAACUGUACGAACACAUGAACGGCUCGCUGCGGGGGUCCACUCUGGAGGGGUCACAAGUGUAUUUAGGGUUAUCGCCAAGAGAUUUAAUACUUCACUUUAGACACAAGGUUCUCAUCCUCUUCAAACUGAUCCUGCUCGAGAAGAAGGUCCUGUUCUACGUCUCGCCUGUCAACAGACUCGUGGGGGCACUGAUGACUGUGUUGUCGCUGUUCCCAGGGAUGAUCGAGCACGGCCUGGCGGACUCCUCCCACUACCGGCCCAAGAGCAGCCUGUCAGAGGAGCCGGGCGGCGGGGGGGCGGAGCCCGCCGCCGCCGUGACCACGCCCUCCAUCGAGGAGUUCGUCUCCGUCUCCGCCACGGACAUCGCCGAGCUGGUGGGGGAGGAGCCGCCCCCCCCCACGGGGGAGGGGGAGGGGGAGGGGGGGGACAGCCACCUCCUCAAGCCCCCCUCGCGGCCGUCCCCUGACUCGUCGGAGAGCGACUGGGAGACCCUGGACCCCAGCGUGCUGGAGGAGGCGGCGGCGGCGGCGGCGGCGGGCGGCGAGAAGGGGGCGGAGCAUCCGGAGACCUUUGACCCCGAGCCGGGCAUCCCCAUCACGUCGCAGCCCCAGGCGGUGGGGGGCCAGGGCGGGGUCGUCCAGGGGCUGGUGUCCGGGCUGGAGGAGGAUCGCUACGGGCUGCCCCUCCCCGUCUUCACCAAGGGUUACCUGUGUCUGCCCUACAUGGCCCUGCAGCAGCACCACCUCCUGUCCGACGUGACGGUGCGCGGCUUCGUUGCCGGGGCGACCAACAUCCUGUUCCGCCAGCAGAGGCACCUGAGCGACGCCAUCGUCGACGUGGAGGAGGCCCGCAUCCAGAUCCAGGACCCGGAGCUGCGCCGUCUGCUGGCGCUGACCACGGCCGACCUGCGCUUCGCCGACUACCUGCUGAAGCACGUGACGGAGAACCGCGAGGACGUGUUCCUGGACGGGACGGGCUGGGAGGGCGGGGACGAGUGGAUCCGGGCGCAGUUCACCCUCUACCUCCACACGCUGCUGUCCUCCACCCUGCACCAAGGUAGGGUCAGCCUCCAGCUCCACCCCCUAGUGUCCUCCACCCUCUACCUCCACACGCUGCUGUCCUCCACCCUGCACCAAGGUAGGGUCAGCCUCCAGCUCCACCCCCUAGUGUCCUCCACCCUCCACCUCCACACACUGCCCUCCUCCACCCUCCACCUCCACACGCUGCUGUCCUCCACCCUGCACCAAGACAGCGAGAGGCUUCUGGCGGACUACGGCGCCCCCUUCACCGCGGCAUGGAAAAUCACGCACAACUACCGCGUGUGGCAGAGCAACCGACACCAGGCCAUGACGGAGAUCACGCCAGGGCACCCUUUCCAGGGACAGUACAGUGUUGCAGAUGUGAAGCUCAGACUGUCUCAUUCGGUCCAGAACAGCGAGCGGGGGAAGAAGAUCGGGAACGCCAUGAUGAGCACCAGCCGGAACGUGGUGCAGACGGGCAAGGCCGUCGGUCAGUCGGUGGGCGGCGCUCUGACCAGCGCCAAGUCGGCGAUGUCCUCCUGGUUCUCCACCCUGGCCACCCCGCCCGUUGCCGUGGUGAUGCCGUCCCCCGAGGAAGGGCACCACCAGGAGGAGCAGUGAGACCGUCCCUCCUCCUCCCCUCUCUCCUCCUCCUCCUCCUUCCUCCUCCCUCCUCCUGCUGCUGUAAGCCCGCUCUGCCCAGCGGGGGGGCGGCAAUGUCCGGGUCUCUACAGGACACUCUAACCCUAACCCCGCCCCGGCUCUGUGAAGGACACGACCUAUAGAAGGACUGCUGGUUGAAACCCCCGUAGAGGGGAGUCCCCAGACACACACCUACACCUACACACACAGAUCUACACACACAGUGCUCUGAUGAGUAAGGGGGGGGGUGACAGCAGACGUCGAUGCUGUAGGCUUCUGACCUGAUGGUCACUGAUCCUCGUCGCUGACGUCCGUCCAAGUCCUGUAAACGUGAUCCGAAGCUCGUCGCUAUGAGCAGCGUGUUUGGUCAAUGCUUACAUCUCCGUCAGGUCGGGUUCGAUUCUGUUUGGGCCGGAGCGCCCUGCAGUUGAAGGACACGUCGCUAGGGUCCUGUGGUUAAACGCGAGCUGGUCGUCUCCUUCCUCUGUCGUCGUCUGAUUUCAAACCUCGUCAACGGUAAACUGUCCUUCUGCCUCUUUCUCGGGAGAGGGGGGUCUUGAGAUAACUUGACUUGUCUACUAAACAGAUUUUGUGACGGGUUCGGCGGGGUCUACUGUCGGGGUCUCGAGACCCACAAAGGGAAACGCUGUCACCACUAACCGGCGAGUUUGACGGCGUUGCGGCCUGCAUUCCGGGAACAAGAUAUUCCCUUUGUGUAUUUUUUGCGUUCUUAUUUUUGUUCUUUUCUCCCC